Messenger RNA from Sardina pilchardus (European sardine), 2401 nucleotides. It is a transcript of the gene dtnbb, whose product is annotated as dystrobrevin, beta b. Gene Ontology annotation, cellular component: plasma membrane; synapse. The record is from RefSeq and is a predicted model, not a curated record. Gene Ontology annotation, molecular function: zinc ion binding. Gene Ontology annotation, biological process: synaptic signaling. The transcript is spliced from 20 exons. NCBI's taxonomy places the organism in Eukaryota, Metazoa, Chordata, Actinopteri, Clupeiformes, Clupeidae. The coding region runs from base 294 to 1997 and encodes 567 amino acids.
ACGGCGUGCGCACUACGAUGUGUAAUCGACUCCCAGUCGUGUUGAAAUAAGAGGGGUGACACACGGGUCUGACACCUGCAACUGUUUUGAUAUUCGAGGGCGCGAAACCUAGAUGAUUCACGAAGGAAAUACUUCCAAUGAAGCAAAGAGCACUUCUCUCUUUCAGUAGAUUCUGAUGAUGAUGGUAGCGCAACCUGCGUGAUUUCCUGCUGUGCUGUGUCGGAGCCAGUUCGUUUGGAGGAGAGGAACCUCCCCUUAUGUAUCAGUUACCUUGAAACUAACCCACUGACAGAAUGAUUGAAGAGAGCAGUAAGAGCGGGAAGUCGCUGGUGGAGAAGAGGCAGCUCUUCAUGGAGAUGAGGGCGCAAAACUUUGAUGUGAUCCGGCUUUCCACGUACAGAACAGCUUGCAAGCUGCGCUUUGUGCAGAAGAGAUGCAACCUGCAUCUGGUGGACGUGUGGAACAUGAUCGAGGCCUUCCGCGACAACGGGCUCAACACGCUGGAGCACCAGGCGGAGAUCAGCGUGUCGCGCCUGGAGACCAUCCUGUCGUCCAUCUACUACCAGCUCAACAAGCGGCUGCCCACCACCCACCAGAUCAACGUGGAGCAGAGCAUCGGCCUGCUGCUCAACUUCAUGGUGGCCACCUACGACAGUGAAGGCAGAGGGAAGCUCACCGUGUUUGCCAUGAAAUCCAUGCUGGCCACCAUGUGUGGAGGGAAAAUCGUAGACAAGCUGCGCUACAUAUUCUCCCAGAUCUCUGACUCCGGCGGCACGAUGUUAUUCCCAAAGUUCGACCACUUCCUGCGGGAGGUACUCAAGCUACCCACCGCCGUGUUCGAGGGGCCGUCUUUCGGCUACACAGAGCACUCCGUCCGCACCUGUUUCCCCCAACAGAAGAAGAUCCAGUUGAACACAUUUCUGGAUGUGCUGACGGCUGACCCGCCCCCCCAGUGCCUUGUGUGGCUGCCGCUCAUGCACCGGCUGGCUCAUGUGGAGAACGUCUUCCACCCAGUGGAGUGCUCUUACUGCCACAGCGAGAGCAUGAUGGGCUUUCGUUACCGAUGCCAACAGUGCCACGGCUACCAGCUCUGCCAAAGCUGCUUCUGGCGUGGUCAUGCCAACGGUCCCCACAGCAACCAGCACCAGAUGAAGGAGCACUCGUCUUGGAAGUCUCCUGCCAAGAAGCUGAGCCACGCCAUCAGCCGCUCCCUGGGCUGUGUGCCCAUCGGGGAGCCGCCGCAGCCCACCUUCCCCGAGGUCAGCGAGAGGCCGCCCGACCUGGCGCCAACCACUGUCCUGGAGAGCCCCAGUCGGCUGGACGAGGAGCACCGGCUGAUCGCUCGCUACGCCGCACGUCUGGCUGCAGAGGCCAGCAAUUCCACUCAGUGUCCUCCCACUGAUCUCGGAUUCAGCUUUGAUGCCAACAAGCAGCAGAGGCAGCUGAUUGCUGAGCUGGAGAACAAGAACAGGGAGAUCCUGCAGGAGAUACAGCGCCUGCGUCUGGAGCAUGAGCAGGCCUCUCAGCCCACACCGGAGAAAGCCCAGCAGAACCCCACACUGCUGGCUGAGCUCAGGCUGCUCAGGCACCGGAAGGACGAGCUGGAGCGGCGCAUGUCCGCCCUGCAGGAGAGCAGGAGAGAGCUGAUGGUGCAGCUGGAGGGCCUGAUGAGGCUGCUGAAGGCUCAGUCGGGCUCGCCCCACUCCUCGCCCAGCCACAGUGCCAGCUGCUCCAUGCCCAUGCCCAUCCGCUCCACGUCGGCCGGCUCCACGCCCACACACACCCCCCAGGACUGCCUGGCAGGGGUGGGCGGCGACGUGCUGGAUGCCUUCUCUCAGGGUGUACCUAGGAAUCUUCGUAAUGACCUUCUGGUUGCUGCUGACUCCAUCACAAACACAAUGUCCUCUCUGGUGAAAGAGCUCCACUCAGUGGACGACAGACUAGAGGAAGAGGAGGAGAAUCUGAGGAAUGGAAGAGACAAAGCUGUCACAGAAUAAAAGGAGCUUCUAUCAAUGAAAUGCAUCAUGGGAACAGGACCACCUUCCGCCAUUCUCAACAUCCGGAUGCAUUUGCAGAAAAAAAGAGAAGAAGAAAAAAAAAAACCUAAAACAAAGAGCUAGCAACAUCAACAAUCCUUUGCCCUGGCACGAGCACACAGAAUAACGCAUGCUGUUCAGGCUAUCGGGGCUUUUUCGCUGUGUGAGUCUAGGACGGGCACCCUCGUGCGCGGGCAGGAAGUGGUCUCUCACGAACACACGUCUGCACCUUCCUGCUGGAGGUCGAAGGUUCACUCACACAGGAACGGCUUUCUCUGGUUCUCAUCUCUCAUAGACUACAGAUGUCAAAAAUAUAAUAACGCUGUAUUCUGGUGCACACAGUUAAGCACACAUAGGUAUGUGUA